CGAAGGAAAAACACAAAAUAAGUUAGCUACGAGAUGAUGAUGAUACAGAGCACUAAGCCAACCUGAAAUCAAACUGAAUCAAAUAAAUUUUCAGAGAAAGAAGAUGGCUUCUUCUGAUCAAUCUCCGUCGCACAACUUCUUUGUCUACGGCAGUUUUCAGGAGCCAGCCGUUGUGAGUUUGAUCCUCGAAUGCACUCCGGUCAUCGUCUCCGCCCAACUCCACGGCUUUCAUCUGUAUCGACUCAAAGGACGUUUGCAUCCUUGUGUUGUUCCUUCUGAGACCGGUUUAGUCAACGGCAAGGUACUAACUGGAUUAACAGAUGCUCAGCUGGAGAAUUUGGUUACAGUUCAAGGAGAUGAAUACGAGAGGAAGACUGUUGAGGUUGUCUUGACUGACACAUCGGAGAAGAUGCAAGUCCAAGCUUUAAUAUGGGCCAACAAGGAUGAUCCUGACAUGUAUGGAGAAUGGGACUUCGAGGAAUGGAAGCGGCUUCACAUGGAAAAAUUCAUAGAGGCGUCCAAGAAAUUCAUCGAAUGGAAGAAGAAUCCAGAUGGGAGAACAAGGGAAGAGUUUGAGAAAUUUGUACAUGAAGAUCCUCCCGUGGCCUGAAAAAAUUGUCUGUCUUUUAUUUCAAAGGCAAUAAGAUUAGAAGAGGCUUUGUCAGGCUUUGUCAGGGUCUCACUUCAAACACAAAGAUGAUGUUUGUAUCUAAUAUUGUCUACGAACAUUGAGUCGUAUGUAAAAGUAUUGUUUUACCAGUUCUAGUUUCAUCAA
Eutrema salsugineum is the source of this 775-nucleotide messenger RNA. Its product is annotated as protein AIG2 A. The record is from RefSeq and is a predicted model, not a curated record. The coding region runs from base 104 to 610 and encodes 168 amino acids. NCBI's taxonomy places the organism in Eukaryota, Viridiplantae, Streptophyta, Magnoliopsida, Brassicales, Brassicaceae. The transcript is spliced from 5 exons.